AUGAGUCCUGUAGCAAAGUUUACUUUUUUCCUGCAGAGAGGCAGCCCUGCACAAUUUUCGUGGCGUACGGCUGUCGAGGCUUCCAACGGGCAUUCUUUGGGCUUGCAGCUGUGCGAGGACGGUUGUACCAUCGCUUCUGUGGACGAUGACUCUUUGGUGGCCGGGUGGAAUGCACUGCAUUCCAGACAGAUAUUGCCUGGCUCUGUUCUUUGUCGGGUGAAUGGUCAGACCGAUCUGGAUAGCAUGGGCCAGGAACUGGCGCAGUUGAAGCCACUGACAUUGGAGGUUCAACUCCUGCAGGACGAGAUGAACGACAGCAAUGUUGACACUGAGUCGACGAGGCUUCGAGAUCGCAUCGAUCUAGAGCAGCAAAGUCGUGAAGCUGCCAUGGAACAGCUGACCAUCUUCAUACAGCAAGCUGUCACGACCGUCUCGAACCGCAUGGAGGAGCUUGCACUGACGCAUGCCGAAAGCCAGCGUCAGCAGCAUUCACAGAUGCGAGCUUUGAGCCAGCUGGUUACGGACACCCAGCAGGCACAGCAAAAGCAGGUGAUCCGAUUAAGUCGAUUAGAAGAGCUUCGCAAGGGCGACUUGCAACGCAUCGAAGAGAUCGAGGCGGACCAGAAGCGUCUCUGCCAAACUUUGCAGCGUCUCACUGAAGACGCACAGCAUCGGACCAACCAGGUGAAUGAAGCGCUGAGAGGGAUCGCCCAGGAUGUCACCUCCUUGGAACAGUUCUGCAGGAAUCGGCGAAGGCCAUCGAAAAGUGACACUGUAAACGGCUCGGAGGGUGGCGCAAGCAUUCCGACACUAGUUGCUUCGGAACAGGGGCUGUUUGGUCAGCCCACAGACCCUGUCAUCAGCAGCGUUGCAGAAGAUGGACCACUUAAACUCAAGACCCAAACUGUCCAGCCAUCCUCUAGCAUGGAGGUGGCAUCCACCAAAGUUCGUACUACGGCCUCCUCAAGCCCAGCGAGUUCCCCUCGUGUGAUUGCAACGCCUGCGGAGAGUGAGCCUGCUCUUCUCAAGCCAGAGCCAGCCUCACAUCCCACACAAGCUACACAAGCUUUUGUUGCACAAGCCACACCAGGCAGACUGUUCACACCCGAGUCGCGCAGAGUCUCCGUGGAGAACGGAAAGCUUGCGGACUGGAUGGCCGUCAGCACUGGAGCCGCGGCUAUGGACCCCCAGCAUGUGCCAAGUCCCACCAGGCACGUGUGGCCAGAGGUGCAGAGGCCAACGACCCUUUGUUCACCAAGAUACCCUUUGUCACCCAGAACAGCCGCCCCAACGAUGGUCGGAGCACUCUCCUCACUGCCAGCGUCUGGCCGUCUACUCUCCCCACAGCGGUCGGCCAUAGCAUCUCCGGCAUUUCCUUCGCCGUCUCGGCCAUUGAGCCCUGCGGGUUUCCACCUGGUGAGGCCCGAGGCAUCUGUGCAAAGCCCACGCUUGACAAGAAUGGUCCAGGGGCCCUUCCCAGUUGUAAUUGCCCCGAACUCUGGUUACACUUCGAGCUGGUCACAGCUUUCCCAGAAUCAAGGGUCGCCGGGACCGCCAGCCCAAGCUUGCGCCUCUUGGAGUUCCCCGGCCGUGCCCGCCGCGCCGCCAAUGCCGCCAUCGACACCACCAGCCGCAGGUGGCCCGCCGGGCCCUGUCCUUCCUGCCACCGAGCGGGCACGACGUGUCACGUCACCGCCGCGGUCAGGCCAAAGUUGA
Symbiodinium sp. CCMP2592 is the source of this 1716-nucleotide messenger RNA. Lineage: Eukaryota; Dinophyceae; Suessiales; Symbiodiniaceae. The record is from the annotation of a GenBank genome assembly.